Aedes albopictus (Asian tiger mosquito) is the source of this 5247-nucleotide messenger RNA. RefSeq names its product long-chain-fatty-acid--CoA ligase 4 (gene Acsl). Lineage: Eukaryota; Metazoa; Arthropoda; Insecta; Diptera; Culicidae. Gene Ontology annotation, cellular component: lipid droplet; plasma membrane; endoplasmic reticulum. Bases 1069 to 3216 code for a protein of 715 amino acids. Gene Ontology annotation, molecular function: palmitoyl-CoA ligase activity. The transcript has 11 exons. Gene Ontology annotation, biological process: neuron differentiation; long-chain fatty-acyl-CoA metabolic process; long-chain fatty acid metabolic process. The record is from RefSeq and is a predicted model, not a curated record.
CAAAGUAAAAAGCAGUCGUCGAAUCGAUAUGCGCUUGAAAGAUAACGGGACGUGUUUAUCAAUGAAAUUAUUACUGUUAUCAGUGUACCGUUUCGGUCGCAAUCUGUAGUGAUAAAGUGAGUGAUCAAAGCUUAACGGAAGCAAGAGGCCAUCAAGUGUCUCCUGUGUCUAUAAGUGAAAAGAAAAUUUUAGACAAUCGAAUAACUUCGAUUCGCUGGUGGGAGUGAAAGUAAAUAGGAAGUGCAUAAGUGCCGUUCCUGGUGACCAACAAUUUACGGGAAUUUCACAAGGCGGUGCACAGUGCAGAAAAGUGUGCGUUCCGAUUCAGGAAAAAAAAGCCAAGAAACAAAAAAAAGUUAACGGAGAAAGGAGAAGAGAAAUUUUUUCUUCGCCAUCAGAGUCAGUGUGUGGAUUACAUUCGUCGUCGUUCGUGGUUUGGUGAAACUCCGCGGCUUGACGUAAUUCGGAUAACUUUAUCUUCACACGUCGCUGCGACAACUCGACAACGUUCGGAGCAUCUCUCGGAAGAAUCUCCUGCCAGUGGCGACCGACCGGGAGGAUUGUAGCGGCACCUCAACAACGGCAGACAACAACCUUCCUACAUAUAUAUUAUCCGUCUCGCGGGUUCCCGAGCAACACGAGAGGCAGCAGAUAACCUGGUGGACCACGACACCGAAGUGUUUCAGUAAUCCGGACGCGUCGAAGCAGAGAAUGAGUCGCGAGUUGAUCUCGCGACGUUGACGGCAAUCCGUGUGUGUGCUGUGUUGUGAUCAUAUCUAGCGAAACCGCCGCUAGCUACUGGGAAAAGUGGAAUUUGAAAUUCGAUUUCAAAUCAGAAAAAAGUGAGUUGUGAGGUGGCAGGUGAAAAAAGUGCGAAGUGAAAUUCGCAAAAAAUAGUCAUCCUGUGCACAAGUGGAAUAAGUGUUGGUGUUUUUGUUAUUGUUGUAAUCAAGUGUUAAAAGGGGAGGAAAUUUCUGGAGGAAUCACUAGAAGCUAGUCUAUAUUCCAAAUCAAUCAUUCAUCCCAUUCGGUAGUUCGUGAAACCCUGUCAUCAUUAGUUCGUCAAAAAUGUUCAUCGAGGAGGAUGUUCACAUGGAAAGCUUCCUGGUGCAGACGGCGAUCGGUGCGAUCAAAAUCAUCGCCAUGGUGUACGACAUCAUCACGUUCCCGGUAUACCUGGUGUUGCAGCGGCCCUGGAAGCGAAGAGCCCUCGCCAAACGACAAAAGGCCAAAGUUAUCCAGCAGGAUGCCACAUCGAUCACAUACCGAGGAGUGGAUCCGCCCGGUGAGAUGCACGUCAAGAUGCUGCAGAACAACAUCGACACUCUCGAGCGGAUGUUCGAGUUCGUGACCAAAGUGCACAGCACCAAGCGGUGCAUCGGAACGCGCAAAAUCAUCAGCGAAGAGGACGAGAUGCAGCCCAACGGGCGGGUAUUCAAAAAGUUCAACAUGGGUGACUACAUGUGGAAGAGCUUCAUCGAGACGGAGUACGCAGCGGCCUGCUUCGGCCGGGGGUUGCGGGAACUGGGCCAGCAGCCGCGACAGAACAUCGUCAUCUUUGCCGAAACGCGUGCCGAGUGGUUGAUCGCGGCGCACGGCUGUUUCAAGCAGAACAUGCCCCUGGUUACGAUCUACGCCACGCUCGGCGACGAGGGAAUCGCCCACGGUAUCAACGAAACGGAAGUGACGACGGUCAUCACCUCGCACGAGCUGCUGCCCAAGUUCAAGACCGUGCUGAACAUCACGCCCAACGUGAAGAAGAUCAUCUUCAUGGAAGAUCAGCUGCACAAAACGGACACGACCGGGUUCAAGGCGGGCGUCGAGAUCAUUCCGUUCUCCACGGUGGUCGAGAAGGGCGAGAAGAGCAAAAUGCCUGGAUGUUCCCCGACGCCCGACGACACGGCCAUCAUCAUGUACACGUCCGGUUCCACCGGUACGCCCAAGGGUGUCCUCCUGUCGCACGCCAACUGCAUCGGAACCAUGAAGAACUUCUGCGACAUCUUCAAGAUCUACCCGGACGAUGUGCUGAUCGGAUUCCUGCCCUUGGCGCACGUGUUCGAACUAUUGGCCGAAAGUGUCUGCCUGCUGACCGGUGUCCCCAUCGGAUACUCCACCGCCCUGACGCUGAUCGAUUCCAGCUCGAAGGUUAUGAAGGGAUGCAAGGGUGACGCUUCGAUUCUGCGACCGACCUGUAUGACGUCCGUUCCGCUCAUUCUGGAUCGCAUCUCGAAGGGAAUCAACGCCAAGGUGAAUGCCGAGGCGCCAAUGAAGAAGGCCUUCUUCAAGUUUGCCUACCAGUACAAAUCGAAAUGGGUUGCCCGAGGUUAUCAGACGCCAUUCCUGGACAAGAUUCUCUUCAAGAAGAUCGCCAAGCUGAUGGGAGGACGCAUCCGUGGUGUCAUGUCCGGCGGUGCACCGCUGGCGGCCGAUACCCACGAACAGAUUCAGCUGUGUCUGUGCGUCGAGAUGAUCCAGGGCUACGGACUGACGGAAACGACUGCCGGAGCUGCCGUCACUGACAAGUUCUCCAUGGAGUACAACGUGGUGGGAGCGCCGUCCUCGAGCAACUACAUCCGGCUGAUCAACUGGGAGGAAGGUAACUACCGCGUCACGAACAAACCCUACCCGCAGGGUGAGAUCGUCGUCGGUGGAGCAACGGUAUCCAAGGGCUACUACAAACUGCCCGGCAAGACCGAGGAGGAAUUCUUCGAGGAAGAUGGCCAACGGUGGUUCCGCACCGGAGACAUCGGCGAGGUGCACCACGACGGAGUGCUCAAGAUCAUCGACCGCAAGAAGGAUCUGGUUAAGCUGCAGGCCGGCGAGUACGUAUCGCUCGGCAAGGUGGAAUCGGAACUGAAGACCUGCCCGGUGGUGGAGAACAUUUGCGUGUACGGUGACUCGACCAAGCAGCACACGGUGGCGCUGAUCGUGCCCAAUCCGCAGCAUCUGGACGAAAUUGCCGAACGGCAGGGACUGAAGGGGAUGGAGUUCGAGGAGCUGUGCACGUCCCCGGUCAUGGAGAAGGCCGUAGUGCAGGAGCUGGCCGAACACGGCAAGAAAUGCAAACUGCAUCGUUUCGAAAUUCCAACUGUGGUAACCCUGUGCAAGGACAUCUGGACCCCGGACAUGGGCCUGGUAACGGCGGCCUUCAAGCUCAAGCGCAAGGACAUCCAGGAACGGUACAAGAACGAAAUCAGCCGGAUGUACGCAUCGUAGAUCGCCCGUCCCUCCUAAUCCCCGGGUGUGCCCUUAGAGUCCUAUCAGCAGCAGUAGCAGCAGCAGCAGCAGUGUUACCCCCUGGUUUUAAGGGUCACGACGGUCAUCAACCACUACCCAACAUCAUCACCAUCCGCGUCAUCUUCUUGUCGCGGGACCGGGAGAUCUUGCUGUGCAACCUGGCCUCUCACCUGGUCCCUGGAGGGGGGCAGCACCUGCGGCCGAAUCAAAUUCGGCUUUCAUUCUUCAUCCCCCUCCCCCUCCCCAUCUUCAAAAACACAUCCCAGUAUGUAAAAUUAUGUAUGUACUCUUCUAGACCACACAUUAAAGUAUCCAAUAUUGUUCCGGGUUCGAUUCCGGUGUAAAAUGUUAAUGUACAGAAAAGAGCUGAGUUGCGCUUACGAAAGAACAAAAGAUUGAUGUUUGGCAAUGUUUGUCAAAUUUGUUGUCCGUAUUACCUUAUUGUUAGGUCCAAGUUAUAUAAAUCGAAAUGUUUGUUUUUUUUUCUUCGUUUCGAAACGAUUUUGCUUUCUUUUGUCUUGUUUCAUUCAUGUUUCGUCCAGCCACGAGCAAGAAUAAAACACUAUUGUGAAUAACCAACACUUUCUAAACAAUUUCUUUCUUCAUCCUUUUUUUUGUCUAUUGACGAUCUUAGCGCCAUUCAAUAAAAGUUGUUGGCGAGAGUACCCUCACACUAAACGCUUUCAGCAAUAUUUUGCUGAAUAUUGCCGAGCUGAAGGGUCCAGCAAAAUUUUUUGCUGAACUUUCAGCAAAGUUUGAUGAAUUUCAGCAAAACGUUACUGGUGAUCAGCAUAGUUUACUGAACAAAUCAGCAAAAUUUGGCUGAAUUUCAGCAACACUUUUGCUGAACUGAAGGCUGAAACUUUGCUGAAACCCUCAAUCGUUUUUUUGUGUGUAAUUAGCAUAAUGGUCAUAAGGCAUAACGUCAUUUGGAAUUAUGUAAAGAAUGAAAAUUUAUUGAAAAUAAGAGAUGAUACUGAUAUUAUGUCAAAUGGCCAUUGUGUGUUAUGCCAAACGGCUUUAUGCCAAAUGGGAUACUUCCUUGUUGGCAGUAUACUUACCAGUAGUGUUGCAAAAGUAUCACGUUUGUCAAUAUGCACUCAUAAUGGUUGACGAUGAUGACGAAAGUGAUUCUCAUGUGAGUUAAGAUAUUUUUUUAUCAUUUGAGAAUCUUGAUAGUCAUUUGAGAUUGAAAGUCGUGAUCUUUGCAACCCUGUUGUUGAUUCACAUGGUGUGAAAAUCGUCCGUUUUACUAUUUGCCGUACUCUUUCCACAUAUACACGACAUGUCUUCUAUCCUUGUACCAUAUAAGCAAAACUGUGUAAUGUAUGUGUCAUGUGUGUGAGUGUGAUUUACGCGCGCGUGUGCGUGUGUGUGAAGGCCCAGGGGUCCCCAAACGGAGCAGCAACCAGUUUAAUAGUUAAGUCAAAGGCUAGAUAUUGUUAAAACUUGGUGAUAAUAAGCACCUUCUUAAAAGAAACAAAAAAAAAAAAACAAGUGGUAGGGAUUUAGGAUUAGAACCAAUAAAUUGCAAAACCCGAAUGCAAGUGGUGGAAGGAUGGGAACCGUUCAGGAUUAAAUCCUAUUUGAAACCGUUUUCUGAUGGGCGAAUGCGAGUGGAAGAUUGUGCGGCAGAGCAGUCCUCAAAAGAAGGCUAUUCCAUUCAAUGUACCACUUUGUAUAUACUAGACUCUAAUCGAAGAAAAAGGCUUGUGAGAAGAGGAAGCGAGCGAACGACUAUAUAGGAAAGAACUUAUCCGGAAGGAACGAAGCAACAAGCAAACAAGGCGCGAGGAGUCUGAUUAGUUUAGUGGUAGUUAAAUCCGCUGGUGGAAGGUGGGUCGCAGCAAUUGGCAGCAUUUGGGCUGUAAAACCCUUUCAAAGGCACUCUUUUGUAAAUAGAUUUAUACACUCUUCUUGGAAUUCCUGCUCCUAGAAGGUCGAUUUCCGUUCAUUUCUCGAAAUAUGUGGCACCAGGCUACACCCCACCAUCAGCAUUAAAAAAAAGAA